This is a messenger RNA of Brassicogethes aeneus, 1692 nucleotides long. The record is from the annotation of a GenBank genome assembly. NCBI's taxonomy places the organism in Eukaryota, Metazoa, Arthropoda, Insecta, Coleoptera, Nitidulidae.
AUGUGUAAUACUUGUGAAAGAGCUAUAUAUAAAGGAAAGAGACCUGCAGCCAAAAGUGAAUUAAGUGUUAAUCAGUGUUCUAGUGUCAAUAAUUUUGAAAAAAUAGAAGAAGAUAAUUAUGAAGAUAAUGAAAAACAAGAUCCCUCGUUUCAAUGCAAAACUGUUGAUAAUGAAUUAAAAGUAGUAAAAAUAAAUAAACUUUUAAUAGAAAUAGGUGAACCACCAAUAAAAAUAAAACGUGGGUCUAGUGAAAAAUGUAAAAAAGCUGUUUUAGUUGCCAUUAAUAAAUUAAGAGACAAAGAUGAAGAUCCGAAUAAGCAACUUCUCAAUAAUUGUAAGGCAGCUUUUUUUCAAAAGACCACUAAAUUUGAAAAAAUCCAAGUUUUAACGACACUUCCACUAAGUUGGACAACAAAAAUGAUAAGACGUGAAUUUCAAGUCUCACGGAGAAUGGUACGUUUUGCUAAAAAAGUAAGGGAACAAUCAGGAUUUGCAUCACAGCCUCCCAAAAAAAAGGGAAAAACACUACCUACUUCAACGUGUGAAAAAGUUAAACAAUUUUAUUUAUCUGAUAAUGAUAGUCGUAUGAUGUCAGGAAUAAAGGAUUGUGUUACUGUUAUAAAAAAUGGGGCCAAAAUUAAAAAACAAAAGAGAUUGUUGCUAUUUAACACAGAUGAUAUACAUAAACAUUUUCAAGAGGCUUUCCCUGAUGAAAAAAUUGGUCUUACCAAAUUUCGAGCUUUACGACCGACUGAAUGUAUAUCAGCUGGUCAAAGUGGAACACACAACGUAUGUGUGUGUAAAAUUCACCAGAACGUUAAACUACAAUUAAAUGGACUUAAAAAUGAACUAAAAAAAAAAGAAACCCUUUUUUCUGAAACAUAUAGUGACUUAAUAAAAACCUCUGUUUGUGAUAAAUCAACAUCGGCUUGUUUUUUCUCUUUGUGUACUUAUUGUCCAGGGGUGAACUGUAUUAUUGAAAAACUUAAAUUUCUGCUAGAUACACAUGGAAUCAUAGAAAUAACAUACAGCCAAUGGAUAAAUACGGACAGAAGUGAAAUUGUUGGAAAAACGUGUAAAAAAGAAGAGUUUCUGGAUAGUUUAAAACAAAAGUGGGCAGAAUUAUUGAGGCACGACUUUUUGGCAAAAUCACAAGCUUCCUAUUUUACAAAUAAAAAAGAAUUUGUUGAAGCUGGUGAAUUUAUAGUUUGUCUUGAUUUUGCAGAAAAUUAUACUUUUGUCGUUCAGAACGCAAUUCAGUCGCAUCACUGGUCCAAUACCCAGGCAACAAUUCAUCCUUACGUGGUGUAUUAUAUAGAUAAUGACGUAAAGAAACACAUAAAUUACGCCACAUCUCAUGGCAAAGGAGCAUGUGAUGGAUUGGGAGGAAGUGUAAAAAGACAUGCGUAUCGCACUAGUCUCCAACGUGACAAUGACGGACAUAUAACAACAGCGCAGUCAUUGUACGAAUGGGCAAACAGUUUUUUUAAAAAUAUUAAUUUUGGUUACUGUUCACAAAAUGAUCAUAAUUGCCACGAAGCUAAAUAUAAAUCUCGUUUAGAACAAGCUAUCACCGUAAAAAAUACCCGAAAGUACCAUUAUUUUGAAGCUUUAGAUAAAGAAACUCUAAACUGCAAAUUUUUUUCAAAAGAUGUAAAAACCACAAUACAUAAAGUUAUUAGAAAUUAUUAA